Molecule: messenger RNA, 1821 nt
Organism: Phaedon cochleariae (mustard beetle)
Lineage: Eukaryota; Metazoa; Arthropoda; Insecta; Coleoptera; Chrysomelidae
Source: the annotation of a GenBank genome assembly
AUGUUUGGACAGUUAGGACAUGGAACUAAUAGUAAUGAAAUUCUCCCAAAACAGGUGGUGGAACUGAUGGGCUCGACCAUUACCCAGAUUGCGUGCGGCCGCCAACACUCGCUGGCCCUCGUGCCCUCGCGAGGGCGCGUCUACAGCUUCGGCACGGGCGGCUCGGGCCAGCUCGGGCUGCGCAAAACGAUCAGCGCGUCGACGCCACAGGUGGUUCUGGGGCCGUGGGUGUCGCCCAGCGGCGUGUCGCUGAUAGCCGCCCCUGAGGUGGUGGGGAAUAUCGUGAUUCAACGGAUAUUCGCCGGCGGCGAUCACUGUUUCGUGUCGGUGAUUCCCCAGCAGAGCACAGCGUCGCCCUACGACUGCCGCGACCUAUCGGAAGACACCCAAAUCCUGGUCAUCACUGAAUCCUACGCCGAAAGCCUCGCGCGCACUCCGUGCGAGGGCGCCGUUGAUCAAGACGUUUUGACGUUCCUCGAGACCUUCUUCAAGAGCUUGUCUUGCUUGAAUGGUUCUUUUUUGUUGGACAAUGGGGGGCACUAUUAUUGUACCAGCAAGCAUCACGGAGUGGAUUUGGAGAAGGCGGAGGCGGUGUUUUCUCUCAUAGGGAAAAUUGAGAACAAGAGUAUAAAGGAUGUGAUAUGGAACUGCAUAACGGAAGACCUCUUGCGCCAUCUGUCCCCCUCGCCCCCCGACGUCGAAACUCUCCGAGUCUACCUCACCAUCCCCCUCUACCACGAGUUCAACAACCCUAAGCGGCACUCGAGGCUGCAGAAGCCCUUCGCUAGCGCCGUGCUGGCCUUGAAGCAGCCCGCCGUCAGGGUGUUGAGCUCGUGGUGGGGCAGUACCGGUUGCGAGUACUUCGAGAGGCUGGUCAACGCGUUCAAGACGGUGGCAGGGUAUGUGCUCAGAGGGCAGAACGUGCCCGAGGGUAAGACAGCCUUUUAUGAUUCUAGUCUAGUAGCAGCGCUGGAUAUGCUGGCGCUUCUAAAUAAAAUUAAUCACUCUGUAGAAGGUCUGAAAGUGCCUUAUGAUACUUUUCACAUCAGUGAUAUUUCCGAGUGCCUAGAUAUCAGAGUGGACUACGUUAGAUGGCUCUCAGAUCAAGGAUCUGGCAAACUAUUUCUAUGCAACUAUCCUUUUGUAUUCGAUGCAAACGCAAAGGUUCAACUACUAGAAACAGAUCAAGCUAUCCAGAUGCACAAAGCUAUGACGGAAGCUGCCCAACAGGCUGUACUUGCGAUGAUGUUCUCCCCUCAAAGCUUGAACUCGAUAAACAGCUUUUUGAUGUUGACUGUCUCCAGAGAUCACAUUGUUGAAGACGCUCUUAGGGAAUUGGGCGAAGUUCAUCCGAAUGACCUGAAGAAACCUUUGAAGGCCGAAGAUGCUGGUGGUGUCACGAAAGAAUUCUUCCUGUUACUGUUGCGGGAAAUCUUGGAUCCCAAAUAUGGCAUGUUCAGAGAAUAUGAAGAAACUAGGGCGAUAUGGUUCUCGGAGAGUAGCUUCGAAGAUAAUUCUGUCUAUUUUCUUAUAGGUAUGAUCCUCGGAUUGGCGAUAUACAACUUCACCAUAAUCGACAUACCUUUUCCGCUGGUGCUCUACAAGAAAUUGCUUAACGAGCCCAUCGGCCUCAACGACCUCAGAGGCCUAUCGCCCGUCAUGGCCAACUCGUUGCAAAGCCUGCUGGAUUACGAAGGGGACGACAUGGAGGACGUUUUCGCGCUCAGCUUCGACGUGAGCCGUAACGCUUUCGGGGAGGCUGUGACAGUUCCGCUGAAGCCGAACGGAUCGAAUAUUGCUGUCACGCAAGAGAACAAGUGA